Molecule: messenger RNA, 2371 nt
Organism: Quercus robur (English oak)
Lineage: Eukaryota; Viridiplantae; Streptophyta; Magnoliopsida; Fagales; Fagaceae
Product: protein SICKLE
Exons: 4
Coding region: 970-1995 (341 amino acids)
Biological process (GO): mRNA splicing, via spliceosome; miRNA processing
Source: RefSeq, a predicted model, not a curated record
CUUCAACUCCUAAACAAAACCCGAUACAAAAAACUAUUAUUUCUCAGUCUCUGUCUCUCCUUCAAACGCAAACGCAAACACAAACUCUUCAGCCCAUCAAACACUGCAAGACCCAUACGCGGGAACCCAAAAACGGAAAACCUAGACUCAGAGCUUUCUCUCUUCCCCGGCGACGGUAAACGAUUAAAACUAAAUAGAGAAAGUUGUUUUCUAUCUUCUCACCGUCAGUUCAAUUGAAGAAAGUGAAAGUAAACACCGGCAAAAGCGAUUCAACUAAGCCACAAACGCUUGGCCUCAUGGUUGCAGAGUCCUCCACCUCGGUUACUGCUUCACAAAACCGCACAACCAACCUAACAUCAAACUGCUGGAACGGCUACAGUAUAUCAAAUUUUAUCACAGGAUUGAAACAGUAAAAGGGGGAAGGGCAAGCUGGUUAUGUGGCUUGGGGAUAUGGGUUUUGGCAUCAGAAUCAACCCCGCAUUACAGCGUAUUGAGUUUGAGUCUGAAAGCGUGACCUGCACAUUAAACAAUCUAGGUUGGGGAUUGUGUACUAACUCCGCGGGUCUGAUUCUCGCCUGCACUAGGUACUGUGCACAGAGAUGAGUGAAUCUUUAUCAUCAUCAUCAUCAGCAUAAUCAUAAAAAAAAAAAAAAAAACCCGAGCGGCAGAUUCGCGUGCUUUGCCGGGAACAACAACUACUACUUCUUUUCUAGUACUAGUAGCACAAUUUUUUAUUGCUUCACAUUGUUUCUCUUUCUCACUCUCUCUAAUUCUUCUUCCAAAAAAAAAAAAAAAAAAACUCGCUUUUUUCAUUCACGGUUUCUCACCACCUCAAUUCCCCACUCUUUCUCUCUCUAAACUCGAAAAACCUUCUUUCGAUUCCAUCAAAGAACUCUCUCAGAGCUAUGCUCACCAACGAAGGCUUCCAAGGGAAUGAGUUGUGGCUACUGUUUUGAUCAGUAAGGUUAAAUGGAGGAUUCAGAGAAGAGAAGAGACAGACUGAAAGCAAUGCGCAUGCAAGCUGAUCAGACUGAAGCUUCUAGUAAUGUUGCAAGUCUCGCUGUGCCUGUUUCCCUUUCCAAUCCAUUGCUUGAAACCUCUGCAACUAUGGAUGUGCAGGAGGAGUCACGUGCUCCAAGGUUUGAUUUUUAUACAGACCCAAUGGCAGCAUUCUCUGAUAGCAGGAAGAGGAGUGAGGCUGGUAAUCAGAUUAGACAAGAUUGUUUCACAUCUCCAAGUAAUCAUGGUUCUCCAAUGGCACGGUUUUCACCAUCUCUUCCAGCAGGACCAAGGAACCCUGGAAUGACUCCGCCUCCUGCUCAUCAAAUCCAGACCAGCAGUUCUCCCCAUCAGAUGAUGUACCAAGCACAAGGUUCUUAUUACAACUCUGGUCCCCAUGGAAGCCCGAUAGGAACAGCCAGUCCUUUUUCCAUGCAUCCGCGAACUCCUGAAGUCUGGAAUGGACCAAUGAACCCAACUAGCUAUAGGUUUCCAUCUAAUCCAUCUAGAGGGGGUCAUCUUCCAAGCCCUGGCUUUGGACCAAGGGGUAGCCCGCGUUUCAAUACUGGGCAAGGCAGGGGUCACUGGGUCAGCCACAGUCCAAGCCCUGGUUCAAGACAUGGAGGCAGCCCUAGCCCUGGUUCAGGAAGAGGAGGGGGCCGCUGGUAUGGAAGCAGCAUGAGCCCUGGUUUGGGACAGAGUAGUGGACGAGGGCGGGGUUCUCAUGCUCAUCCAUCAACACCAGAGCGGUUUUAUAAUGAGUCCAUGUUAGACGACCCAUGGAAACUUUUGGAACCAGUUGUAUGGAGGAGUGUGUGUGCUUUAGUGAAUAGUUUGAACACCCCUGCCUCACCUAAAUCCUGGAUUACAAAAUCUCCUAUAACAAAAAGACCAAAAGUUUCAGAAUUUUCAAACAAGUCAAGUUCUCAACCAAGCUUAGCCGAGAUCUUGGCUGCCUCUUUUAAUGAAUCUGUAAAUGAUGCAUCAAGUACAUGACGGUUGCUGGGAGUUCCAUAGAGCCUUUUGCUACACUUACUUCCCUGCUCAGUAUGGUUUCUAUCCAGAAAGCGAAGCAGGAAGGCAAAAAGGUGUUUGCUGGACUCACACGCUGUGAGAGGGAGGAUGCAUAUAUCGGAUGUAUGAUAUACCUUCUCUUGAACACCUGAAGACAAAAAAUUCCAUUCGAAUAAACUCUUUAGUAUUUGCAAUUGCAUGUAAUGAUCUCUGCUGAAAUUCAGAGUAAACUAUCAGAUGGCUUCAAGCAUCUGAUACUGUACUAACAUAGCAAAUUGAUUAUGGUUAUGUUUUGCAAGUUCUUGUGGCUACUACAAAGGUUUCCUUUGCAGUUGAAUAUUUCUACAAUUUUAUUACA